AUGGCUCGUCCCUACACGGUGGCAUCUCAUCUACAGUAUUUCGAGCUUCCUCUCGCAGAUUUCACUGCGGCGCGUCCCGAAUUCGAUAGCUUCGGCGUCGGUGGCUACAUUUUCAGCGACGCAUCGACCCCGCGCGUCCUGCUGCUUCAGCGCGCGCUGACCGACUCGAUGCCCGGAUGCUGGGAAGGACCUGGGGGCUCAUACGAACCCGACGUGGAUGGCACCCUGCUAGAUGGAGUGGUUCGGGAAGUGCUCGAAGAGACCGGGCUUCAUGUAUCACACAUCACCGAGCUGGUGGCGGUCGACAGUUGGACGCACACGCGUCGCAACGGCAGCAAAUUCCGCAUCGCCAAAUAUUCAUUCAUCGUCGAAGUCCACGAAUCAGCGCGACCAUCCGCAGAGCAGGUGUCCCGAGAAGAAAUUCCCGUCCGCUUGAUGGAAAGCGAGCACCAGGCAUUUGACUGGGCGACCGAAGAAGAUAUGCGACUUUCUCUCCAAAGUGGCGGCAGAUACCAGCUGCCUUUGCCGUCCACGGGCCAUCAAGCACAUAACAUUCUUCGCUCAUUUGAGUUGUACAGGGAGCUACACAACAAGAGCUGA
Messenger RNA from Penicillium maclennaniae, 600 nucleotides. Its product is annotated as NUDIX hydrolase. Lineage: Eukaryota; Fungi; Ascomycota; Eurotiomycetes; Eurotiales; Aspergillaceae. The record is from RefSeq and is a predicted model, not a curated record. The coding region runs from base 1 to 600 and encodes 199 amino acids. The transcript has a single exon.